UGUGUGUGUGUGUGUGUGUGUGUGUGUGUGAGUGUGUGUGUGUGCGUGUUCCUUUUGGUCCUGGACCACCAUGGGUUCAGAUGUACGUGACCUGAACUCCCUACUAGCUCCAGUCCCAGCCGGGCCCAGUCCAAGUUGCCCGGCCCUCCCAGUCAGCACGGCCCCUCAGUGGGCUCCCGUCCUGGACUUCCACACCGCCACCUCCCCUUACUCAUCUCUGGGAGCCCCUCACACAUCCCUCGGGCCGCACUCCUUUAUCAAGCAGGAGCCCAGCUGGGGGAGCACGGGUGACCCCCACCACCUGGACUCGGAUCCUCACUGCGGCCUCAGCGCCUUCACCGUCCACUUCUCGGGGCAGUUCACGGGCACGGGGGCCUGUCGGUACGGGGCUGCCUUCGGGGCGCCCCCUCCUGCGCCGGCACCCGCCGCCCAGCCACCUUCAGUCGGUGCCGCGCAUCAUCACCAACCCCCGGGCAGGAUGUUUAGCAACCCGCCAUACCUGACCAACUGCAUGGACGCACAGCCUGCCGCCCGCAACCAAACAGGUUACGGCACAGUUGCGUUUGAUGGUGCCGGCAAUUACGGUCACACUCCGUCUCACCCCGGCUCGCAGUUCCCCAACCACUCCUUCAAACACGAAGACACUUUAAGUCAUCAGAAUGCCCUUGCAGAGCAGCAGUAUCCUGUGCCACCUUCUAUGUAUGGAUGCCACACGCCUUCAGACAGCUGUACAGGCAGUCAGGCUCUGCUGCUGAGGAACCCUUACAACAGUGGUGAAAAUUUAUAUCAAAUGACCUCUCAGUUGGAGUGUGUGGCUUGGAACCCUGUCAAUACACUGGCAUCCACCGUGAAGAGUCACACAGGAGGCUACGACAGUGACCCCAGCGCCCCCAUGGUGUACAGCUGCAGCACACAGUACCGCAUACACACGCAUGGCGUCUUCAGGGGAAUACAGGAUGUAAGGCGGGUGCCCAGCAUUGCUCCAGCAAUAGUUCGAUCGGAGAACAGCGAGAAGCGUCCAUUCAUGUGUCCACACCCAGGGUGCAACAAGCGUUACUUUAAGCUGUCUCAUCUGCAGAUGCACGGUCGCAAACACACAGGGGAGAAACCUUACCACUGUGACGUUGCAGAAUGUGGUCGGGGCUUCUCUCGCUCUGACCAGCUCAAAAGACACCAGAGGAGGCACACAGGUGUUAAACCCUUCCAAUGCGAGACGUGUCAGAGAAAGUUCUCUCGGUCUGACCACCUUAAGACACACACCCGGACUCAUACAGGUAAAACAAGUGAGAAGCCGUUCAACUGCCGUUGGCCAAACUGUCAGAAGAAGUUCGCCCGCAGUGAUGAGUUGGUGCGGCACCACAACAUGCACCAGAGGAACCUCUCCAAGCUCCAAAUGGCCAUCUGAGUCUGUGUUCACUCACCGUCGCAAAACGGGAGCUUUGCACGCAUCUUGUUGAUACUUUUAUUCAUCCAAGUCAACGCGGUCCAUGGGGAGGUUUCCCAAGGUCAUUUCAUUUCUUUCCUUCUCACAAAUACGUGCUCUCACGAAAUACACGUGCCCGUUCUUUUUUGGAGUUCAAGUGAUCCUCGUGCUUGAUAAUGAAGAUUCAAAUUCUUCGCUUCUGCCCGAUCUUACCAUGACUCACUCUGAGCAAUUAAUCAAGUUUCACCGAAAAACGUUGCGAGCCACACUUUGACCCAAGAGCAUAAAAGCGAUUGAAUGAUUGCGG
This is a messenger RNA of Hippocampus comes (tiger tail seahorse), 1730 nucleotides long. It is a transcript of the gene wt1a, whose product is annotated as WT1 transcription factor a. NCBI's taxonomy places the organism in Eukaryota, Metazoa, Chordata, Actinopteri, Syngnathiformes, Syngnathidae. The transcript is spliced from 9 exons. Gene Ontology annotation, molecular function: DNA-binding transcription factor activity, RNA polymerase II-specific; RNA polymerase II cis-regulatory region sequence-specific DNA binding. Gene Ontology annotation, biological process: regulation of transcription by RNA polymerase II. Gene Ontology annotation, cellular component: nucleus. The record is from RefSeq and is a predicted model, not a curated record. Bases 71 to 1405 code for a protein of 444 amino acids.